UCUGUGGAUCCACCCAGUCACAUGGAAUAAAGGGGAGGGGUAAGGAGGAGGGGAAAUCAUAAUGUUGUAGGACUAAAACGGCCCGUCCAUUACAUUGUAAGAAACACAGGAAAUACCUGAAAUAUCUAUCUUACUGUGUGUCUCAUUGCCUCACUCGGUACCAGGCAGCUCCAGGAGAGAGGUUAAGAUUUCUAAAGAUGGAAAAGGGACACCCACAAGAGGAUUUGGCUCCACCAUACCCUGGGCCACCUAUGAACUACGGGGGUGCCGUGCAGCAGCCAGGGAUGUACCCUCAGCCAGGCUUCUCCCCUGCGGGGCCUCCACCUGUUUACCAGGGAGGUAUGUGCUCCGCCCCAGGCUGCACCUGUCACAGUGACUCACAUGAUGGUAACACCUCCACUGCAAGAUGUCCCGGGACAAACCGUGUGCCCCCACUGCCAGCAGACGGUCCUCACCAGGACAGAGCACUCACCAGGCCUGCUAACCUGGGCCAUCUGUGGUGGCCUCACCCUCUUUGGGUGCUUUCUUUGCUGUUGUAUCCCGUUCUGUGUUGAUUCCUGUCAAGAUGUGGAGCAUCGCUGUCCUUCAUGCAACAACGUCAUCUACAUAUACAAGCGAAUGUGAACGUGACUGUGAAUGAAGAAGACUUAAAUGCUUGUCUGUAGCCUUAACUUUUUAUACUGGUUAAAAUGAUUUUGAUUAUGCUAUUAAACGUAGCUCAGCGUAAAUUAUUUCGGGAAGAACUAACUUUUAAUCGGCUCACUCCUAAUCAGUUCAGCUGCUAUCUUAAAAAAUGUAGUUUUGCCGCGUAUAAGUCACAUAUCUGCAACUAGUCUCUCCUGAUUGAAAUAUACUCAGCGAAAAAUCUUUCAGAAAGACUUAAUUUAAUCAAUGCUCUCUUCCUAAAUAGAAUCAGCUGGUAGGGGCAUUCACCUUCCUGCUAAAUCAAUCAGAAUCAUACACAAAUUGCUAGGGCCAAUCACAGAGUCACAGCCCUGCUUUAAAAAAAUCUGUUCUCCCUUUG
Molecule: messenger RNA, 1024 nt
Organism: Etheostoma spectabile (orangethroat darter)
Lineage: Eukaryota; Metazoa; Chordata; Actinopteri; Perciformes; Percidae
Product: LITAF domain-containing protein
Exons: 5
Coding region: 198-554 (118 amino acids)
Cellular component (GO): cytoplasmic side of late endosome membrane; cytoplasmic side of lysosomal membrane; nucleus
Molecular function (GO): zinc ion binding
Source: RefSeq, a predicted model, not a curated record